Molecule: messenger RNA, 1952 nt
Organism: Cylicocyclus nassatus
Lineage: Eukaryota; Metazoa; Nematoda; Chromadorea; Rhabditida; Strongylidae
Source: the annotation of a GenBank genome assembly
AUGGAGCACACUUAUCCAAUGGUACAACAACGAACAGAAGAAGAACCAACAGUGUUAGGAAAUUCGUCAUUCGGUUCUAUCAUCAGAGGCACCCGAGGGCACUUGUCAAGCUUCAUCGACAGCGUCAGUCAGUGGCUGGCGACAACCUCAGGAGCUCGUGAGGACGAGCUCUCGCUCGAUAGCUGCCACAGUGCUUUCACACCCGUGUCUAGGAACACGUUUUCGAUGGCUUCAACAUCGGUCCCGGAGAACUACUAUGUGGUUCCGAUAGGGGAGACUCAAAUGGUUGUGCUGAAACGAUAUGAAAACCUACGGCUUAUUGGCUCAGGUGCUCAAGGGAUUGUUUGUGCUGCUACCGACACGGUAACUAAUAAGCCUGUUGCUAUAAAAAAGUUAUCCCGUCCUUUCCAAAAUGUCACGCAUGCGAAACGAGCAUAUAGAGAGUUUAUUCUUAUGAAUCUUGUCAAUCAUAAAAAUAUUAUUGGAUUGUUGAAUGCGUUCUCUCCCCAGAGAGAAGUUGAAGAAUUUAAUGACUUAUAUAUUGUUAUGGAAUUGAUGGAUGCAAAUUUGUGCCAGGUCAUACAAAUGGAUUUGGAUCAUGAACGGUUAUCAUAUCUAUUGUAUCAAAUGUUGUGCGGAAUCAAACACCUGCACAGUGCUGGAAUAAUUCAUAGGGAUUUGAAACCUUCCAACAUCGUGGUCAAGAGUGACUGCACUCUAAAAAUCUUGGACUUCGGGCUUGCAAGGACAGCUGUAGAAGCAUUCAUGAUGACACCUUAUGUAGUUACGCGAUACUACCGUGCUCCAGAGGUCAUUCUUGGAAUGGGCUAUGGAGAAAACGUUGAUGUGUGGUCGGUUGGAUGCAUAUUCGGAGAACUCAUCAGAGGACGCGUACUCUUCCCGGGUGCUGACCAUAUUGAUCAAUGGACACGGAUAAUUGAAUUAUUAGGGACUCCCGAACCCCAAUUUUUAGCAAGAUUACAAACGACUGUACGAAAUUACGUCGAAAAUCGGCAGCGGUACCAACCAGUGCCGUUUGAAACUUUAUUUGCCGAUAAUAUGUUCCCGCCAGGAGCCGACAAUGCACGCCUGACAGCUGCAAAAGCGCGAGAUCUUCUAUCACGCAUGCUAGUGAUUGAUCCUGAAAAGAGAAUAUCAGUCGAUGAUGCAAUAGCACACGAAUAUGUGAAUGUGUGGUACGAUGCUUCUGAGGUCCACGCUCCCCCACCUGGUCAAUACGAUCCUUCCGUUGAUGGCGAACAUACGGUUGAGGAGUGGAGAGCCAUGCUGUUUGCGGAACUGCAAAACUACUACAGAACACAUGACGUGUACGGCGUUGGACAGCGCCGCUCUGCAUCUGCUUCGACAGCCCCAAUUCAAGAUGAUAACGACAAAAUCAAGAAUGAAGAGGAUGUGAGCAAGCUUGAGCCGUAUGUGGAAUUUCAUUGCUCCAUAUGCCAGUUGAGUGAGAAAUGUUUCUUUGGAGAUUUGAAAGCCUCUGAUGGCUUUUAUCCUGCUCCAGUGUUUUACAUGAGGGAUCCCUUUGUACCUCCUCGACGUGUGAAAGGGAGAAAAGCAGUACUAUCUGACUUCCUCGUCCUCGGCUCGUCAUGUUCCAUCUGCAAUCAAUCUGUUUGUCUCGAUAAGACGUGUAGCGUGUACUUUGGCGCGUUGUUCUGCACGACAUGCAUCACUCGCGAACGGCGCAGAUUUCCGGAAAUGCUGCUUCAGAUGGUCGAAAAGGCGAAGUCCGCUUCAUCGGAUAAAACUAAGUGAGCCCUCUCCGCAUAUCUCUGAUUUCCCAAAGAUAUUCUCGGAAUUUUUUGGAUUUAAGCGGUUUCCAGUUUGUGCUGCCUCCAUGUAUAUAAACAAUUUUUCGCAGUUUAUUUCCACUUAUUCAACUCAUUUCUUGAGUCCCAUUAUAAGAUCUCCUUCAAUGAAGAAUUUGGACC